Molecule: messenger RNA, 450 nt
Organism: Caenorhabditis angaria
Lineage: Eukaryota; Metazoa; Nematoda; Chromadorea; Rhabditida; Rhabditidae
Source: the annotation of a GenBank genome assembly
AUGGAUCAUGAUUUGGACUUUGUCGAAUUUACAGCGUAAGACCUUUCUGACUGAAAAUUUUCAGCAAAACUCCAUUCCAGAUCUAACCUAGUCGACAAAUUCGGAUCAUUUACAAAUCAUAUUCAGAAAAAAAGAUUCACAGAUAUGAUUUCCCUUAUGUCGAUGAUUAUGAUUGUUGUAAGCACAAUUGCCACCACAAUUUUUCACUGUAUGGAAAGUUGCUCGAAAAGUUCGAAAGAGAAGAAGCUGAAGAAGAAAGGAGAUCAAGAUGCUUUGGAGGAACCAAUAUCGAUAGUUAUUGAGCCUUGUAGCUCUAAAAGCACUUGUGAUAACUCGAAAAGUCAGAAGAACUUCAGUUUGAAUAGAUUAUUUGUGGUGAAUCCGUUGGGCAGAGUUGUGAAAUUAAAGAAGAAUGAAAAUAGUGGAGAAAAAUCGGAGACGAAAAAAUAA